This is a messenger RNA of Sabethes cyaneus, 1674 nucleotides long. It is a transcript of the gene Kyat, whose product is annotated as kynurenine aminotransferase. Gene Ontology annotation, molecular function: L-kynurenine:2-oxoglutarate transaminase activity; pyridoxal phosphate binding. Gene Ontology annotation, biological process: biosynthetic process. Gene Ontology annotation, cellular component: mitochondrion; cytoplasm. The transcript has 3 exons. NCBI's taxonomy places the organism in Eukaryota, Metazoa, Arthropoda, Insecta, Diptera, Culicidae. The coding region runs from base 27 to 1418 and encodes 463 amino acids. The record is from RefSeq and is a predicted model, not a curated record.
UGUCGUGUCAUUCAUUUAUAAAACAGAUGUUUAAUCAUUCGAAAUUCGGGAUCUAUCGCUGUAGCAAAAUAGUUAACAACUGCUUAAAUCCCUGUUCAGCUAGUUCAACGUCCAACCGGUGUUUUCGAGCCACGAUGUCCACCUCAAGCGAAACACGUAAUAAAUUUGACCUUCCGCUGCGUUAUCGGGGAAGUUCAAAAAGUGUGUGGGUGGAAUACAUCCAGCUGGCAGCGCAAUACAAACCGCUGAACCUUGGUCAGGGCUUUCCGGAUUACCAUCCUCCAAGGUACAUAACGGAUGCACUGGCUGCCGCUGCCAAUAGUGACAAUCCGCUAGCUAAUCAAUACACGCGAGGAUUUGGUCAUCCUCGGCUGGUACAGGCGCUAAGCAAACUUUACUCAAACCUUGUAGGUCAGACCGUCAAUCCGAUGACGGAAAUUCUGGUUACGGUCGGGGCCUAUGAAGCCCUAUUUGCCACUAUACAAGGCCACGUAGACGUUGGCGAUGAAGUGAUCAUCAUCGAACCGUUUUUCGACUGUUACGAACCAAUGGUGAAGGCGACUGGUGGAAUACCCAGAUUUAUUCCUCUCAGACCGAAAACAACCAAAGGAAUGGUUUCCUCUGCGGAUUGGGUGCUGGACAAUAAAGAAUUGGAGUCACUUUUCAACGAAAAAACGAAAAUGAUUAUCAUCAAUACGCCGCAUAACCCGCUGGGGAAAGUAAUGAGCCGCGAGGAACUGGAAGUGGUAGCACAACUUUGCCGCAAGUGGAACGUUCUUUGCGUGUCGGAUGAGGUUUACGAACAUAUGGUUUUCGAACCGUACGAACACAUUCGGAUAUGCACACUACCGGGAAUGUGGGAACGCACGAUUACCAUCGGUUCGGCAGGUAAAACUUUCUCGCAAACGGGUUGGAAAAUCGGAUGGGCCUACGGACAGGCCAAACUGAUGGAGAAUCUCCAGAUGGUACACCAGAACUGCGUUUACACUUGUUCCACACCGGUGCAGGAAGCCAUCGCUGUCGGGUUCGAAACGGAGCUGGAAAGACUCAGCAGCCCUAAAUGCUAUUUCAACAGCAUAUCCGGUGAGCUGCAAUCUAAGCGGGAUUAUAUGGCGGAAUUUUUGACGAAGGCAGGCAUGAAUCCAACCCUACCCCAGGGUGGCUAUUUUAUGGUAGCGGAUUGGUCGUCCCUGGCGCCUAAGCUAGACCUCUCAUCGGAAAGUGACAACCAGAAAGAUUACCGCUUCACCAAGUGGAUGACCAAAACGAUCGGACUGCAGGGUAUUCCACCUUCGGCAUUUUACAGUGAACCGAACAAGCAUUUAGCAGAAAAUUACGUUAGAUAUUGUUACUUCAAAAAGGAUGAAAAUCUUCAAGCGGCAGCUAAAAUAUUGCUUGACUGGAACAAGAGUUUGUAAGCUCUAAAAACCUACAAAGACAAUAAGCCUACAAUUGUCUAAAAAUGUCGGAUUUAUUCCAAGUUUUCCUAGAAAACAAUGAGAUAUUACAAUUGUGUAAAAUUAUUAAAAUUAGAUUAAUUUCGUCAUUGAUCGGAAUAGAAGCAUUGAUAUAGAAUAGUUUAAUUUUGAAUUUAAACUGAAAAAAUCAGCAUUUGAUUUAUCGUUUGAGCUCGUUUGUCGUAGGUAAUUGUAAACUCUUAUAAAUAAAAUUUUU